Pseudocercospora fijiensis CIRAD86 is the source of this 2739-nucleotide messenger RNA. RefSeq lists its product as uncharacterized. Lineage: Eukaryota; Fungi; Ascomycota; Dothideomycetes; Mycosphaerellales; Mycosphaerellaceae. Gene Ontology annotation, molecular function: Hsp90 protein binding; telomeric repeat DNA binding. Gene Ontology annotation, biological process: telomere maintenance via telomerase; protein stabilization. The record is from RefSeq and is a predicted model, not a curated record. The transcript has 2 exons. Gene Ontology annotation, cellular component: cytosol. The annotation marks the transcript as partial.
AUACAGGCGCUGCAAUGUCAGCCUGAUGUACAGACUGUAGUCGAUAUUCUCGGAAGACUCAGCGGCCAUGUUGAUUCUCACCUGAAGCUGGACGACGACUUCAGCCUCGCCGCCCCUGGUCCUCGGCAGGCCCAAAUCAUUCACGCGCUCGUGACGCACGUGAUCCCGACCUACUUUGAUAGCCUCGACCACGCUUCGCGCAGGAAGCUCGGCGCUUGUCUCCAGAAUGUUGCCGGAAUCAGCGCGCUGCUGGCCCAGGCGAGACUGCUUUCGGACACCCUUUCAUCGACCAAGCAGGCAGUGCCCGGUCCCCACGCGCUGCACGCACUGCUACAAACCGUGACAUUCGUGCUCCCGGAAAAGCUUCCGCUCAACACGAUUUGGUCGGCCUUGAAGGAAGCAGUCCCGGACACAGUCACAAGACAACUAGCAUGGAAGGAACUCGUCACUCUGCUCGGCUCGGGCAAGGUGGUUGCCACGAUCGCUCGAGCGGAAGAUGUACUUCAGCACCACGAUGAAACGGUGCGCAUCACAUGGCUCAGCAAAGGUUCCGAUUAUGCUGCCUGGCUUGGUACGUCUAUGGUCAAUCUGCUGGACGCACCGCAUUCGAGCGUGCCCGCGGCAACACUUCUGUCGAGGAGCUUCAGUCUCGGCUACAACCAGUCUAUUGCCAAAGCCCUGAUGGUGGGCAUUCAGAACAAGAACUUCUCCUCUAUGCUCGCUCGACUGCCGACGCAUUCAGUACGUCAGCUCGUGGAAGCUGUCCUCCAACGCCUGUGUACAAUGUCAAGGAGCGGAGAUGAGGAGACAGAAUUCGGAUCCAAGAAUGUGCGUGCGUCUGCCGGCUUGAUGGGCUGGCUUAUCGACACGAGUGAGGUCGCGAAGCAAGCUUUCACCUCAUAUCUUUGCGACCCUGCGCUGAAUAGCACGAUCUCGACUUCCAUUCGGGCUGCAUGCAUUGCAGCGAUUGCCACGAAAGCCUCCGACGAUCUCAAAAUUCUUUUCGAGACACUGCUGACCUCAUUUGGUAACCAUCUCUUCAUUCAUCAUGCCCCAAUUAUUCAGCAGGAAGGUCUCGCUCAGGCAUUGCUCGUGGUGGCAGGUGCUUUGCAUCGCCGUUCACCCACCGCAGUCUUGAUGAUUGCCAGAUCAUCUGGACACAUGCAAGGCGUAAGUGAUCGACUUCAUAGCAGCAACUCAAGAGCACGUUGGCUUGGGAUGAUCGUGGGUACAGCUACUUCCAGUCUGGUUGAGAAGGAAGGCUCAAAGAUGGACUUUGGCACGGAAGACAUGCAGACCGAGGAAGCAAGGUGGUAUCUCGAUCUCGUGAAUAUCGAACCUCCCGUGGGAUCUUUGGACGACUUCAAGCAAUUUCCAGAAAUGGAGAACGUCGGAACGAAGCCAAAGCAUUCCAAGAAAAGGCACACGUUCGGACCAGUCCCCCCGCCAGCGCAGACGGAAGUGGUCGGGGAGAAAGUGGCGGAGCUUGACGAUGAUAGUGACCACGAUGACGACGAUCUGAAGCCGUACGCCAAACCGGAUGACGACCCAGGAGACAGCGACGAAGAUGCCACGCUAGUCAAUCGCGACAAGCCUCGACCACCAGUUUACAUCCGCGACCUGAUGCGCAUGCUGCGUGAUACGGAGAAGCCUGACAGGUUCCAGACUGGCAUCAAGCAUGCUGCUGGCCUGAUCCGACGCAAAUUCAAUUUUGGAGCCGAGGUGCGCGAUCACGAGGAAGAGCUAGCCUUGAUGUUCUGCGACUUACAGGACCCCUUUGACACGGAUGACUUCGACGAGCUCAGACUGCAAGCUGUCAUCGCUGUACUCCUCAGCAACGUUCCGAAGAUGGCGCCAUGGCUGAGCCGUCAGGCUUUCACGGGCGACUACAGCUUAUCGCAGCGAUGCAUCAUGCUCUCUGCCCUUGGACUAGCUGGUCGCGAGAUUGCUGGUCUCAGAGUCCAGGACGUGGGGCUCAAUCCAGCACCGUCGGUGAGUGACUCGUUCCCGAGCCAAAGGCUCACAGGAAGGCUGCACGCAAUCUAUGAUGCCAAGUCCUCUCCAGUGAAGCGUCUAGAGGCAGCGAGCAGUUCAGUCGAGCAUCAACUCCUCAAGCCACUCGCCCUAAGCGCUGCAGAUAAGGCCACUUCCGAUCUGAACGCAGUUAAGGUCCGCACAUUCUCAUCUCGACUCACGUCAGAGAAUCGCACGAAGCGGAGGCCCAGCUCCAAUCAGCUGGGGAAGGUCUUCGCGACAUCGUUCUUUUUCCCACUGGUCAGCCGAUAUCAACAGGACUUGGCGGUAUAUGGUCAAGGCUCAGUAUUCGCAUCGAGUCCUUUCGUGCAGGUAACCUUCCUCAAGACUCUGGCUCUGCUGCUUCACGCCUCUGGUCCUACUACAUUGCAGCUUCCUGAGCUUACUACGGCAUUCUGGGAUCUCUUGCUUGCGCUGAGAGUCAAAGCUGCUUCCGACAUCAGCAUACUGGAGGCAGUAUUGUUUUCGGUACUCACUAUUCUUGAGAUCAACACCGAGGAUGGUGGCUUUCAGCGCUUAGCUUCAGAAAACCCGAAGCAGCUCAUGGAAACACAGCAAUGGAUCCAAAUCGUGUUUGAGCGCACUGGAGGUGGACAACUGGUCGUCGAAGGGAGCACGGAAGAGACGAAAGUCCGGACUCUGGCUGCCGGUGUGCUCAUGAAGUGUCGAGAAGUCAUCGAAGCGUAUCAAAGUCAGCUGAUCGGC